This is a messenger RNA of Lathyrus sativus (Indian pea), 1416 nucleotides long. The record is from the annotation of a GenBank genome assembly. Lineage: Eukaryota; Viridiplantae; Streptophyta; Magnoliopsida; Fabales; Fabaceae.
AUGGUUAUUUGUUUGUCAACAAAUUCUGUGCAUUCUAAUGCUAGAAAUUCAGCAGAGUUGCUGAAUGUUAGAGGAAGAACAUUCCCUAGAAGAGUUAAUUUCAUGGAAAAUGGAUUUUUUGGUGGUGUAAGUAAGUUAGGUUUAGUUCAAGUUAAGUGUAAUGGGAGUUCAUAUCAUAGCCAAGACCCUUUUCUAAAUCUACAUCCCGAGGUUUCGAUGCUUAGAGGUGAGGCGAGCAACACGGGGAAUAUUCCAAGGAAGGGUAGUUUAGGCGGGGACUUAUCUGAGAGGUUAGAUGAUACGUCUAGUCAAAGUAAUUACAAUCAGGCAAAGAUUAAGGUUAUUGGAGUGGGAGGUGGUGGAUCUAACGCGGUCAAUCGCAUGAUUGAGAGUUCGAUGCAGGGAGUUGAGUUUUGGAUUGUUAAUACGGAUGUGCAAGCAAUGAGAAUGUCACCUGUGUUUCCUGAGAACCGCUUGCAAAUUGGUUUGGAGCUUACGCGAGGUCUUGGAGCUGGUGGUAAUCCUGAGACAGGAAUGAAUGCAGCGAAAGAAAGCAAAGAAUCAAUUGAAGAGGCGGUUUAUGGAGCUGAUAUGGUCUUUGUUACGGCUGGAAUGGGUGGUGGAACUGGCACAGGUGGUGCCCCGAUUAUUGCUGGUGUUGCAAAGUCAAUGGGUAUACUGACUGUUGGGAUUGUGACCACCCCUUUUUCAUUUGAAGGCCGAAAGAGAGCCAUUCAAGCACAAGAAGGAAUUACUGCUUUAAGAGAUAGCGUCGAUACUCUAAUAGUUAUUCCAAACGACAAGCUAUUAACUGCAGUUUCUCAAGCUACCCCUGUAACCGAGGCAUUCAAUCUUGCUGAUGAUAUUCUUCGACAAGGCGUUCGUGGCAUAUCUGAUAUUGUUACAGUACCGGGGUUGGUAAAUGUAGAUUUUGCAGAUGUUCGAGCUAUAAUGGCUAAUGCUGGUUCUUCACUGAUGGGGAUAGGAAUUGCAACUGGGAAAACAAGGGCAAGAGAUGCUGCAUUAAAUGCUAUCCAGUCACCUUUACUAGAUAUUGGUAUUGAAAGAGCUACUGGGAUUGUUUGGAACAUAACCGGUGGAACUGAUCUUACCUUGUUUGAGGUAAAUGCUGCUGCAGAGGUUAUCUACGACCUUGUGGACCCUAGUGCUAAUUUAAUUUUUGGAGCAGUAAUAGAUCCAUUACUCAGUGGUCAAGUAAGCAUAACACUAAUUGCAACCGGAUUCAAGCGUCAAGAGGAAGACGAUGCGAGACCCCUACAGGCUAGUCAGCUCAGUCAGGGAGAUACAGCCAUCGGUUUCAAUCGGCGACCCUCCUCUUUCUCCGACAAUGGUAGUUUGUUUGACAUCCCUGAGUUCUUACAAAAGAAAGGACGCUCACGCUAUCCAAGGGUUUAA